AGCAGAUGGUACGUGAACAAUACACUACAACAACACCAGGCACUAGCCUAGAGAGGCCAAAGAAUGAGUAUGUCUACAAAAUUGGAAUUUAUGGCUGGAGAAAGCGUUGCCUCUACCUGUUUGUCCUCCUCCUGCUUAUCAUCCUAGUUGUGAAUUUUUCUUUGACAAUUUGGAUCCUUAAAGUGAUGUGGUUUUCCCCAACUGGAAUGGGACACCUGCGUGUUACGAAAGAAGGCCUUCGUCUGGAAGGAGAAUCGGAAUUCUUAUUCCCUCUUUAUGCCAAAGAAAUCCAUUCUCGAGUGGACUCAUCACUGCUUCUCCAGUCUACUCACAAUGUGACUGUGAAUGCUCGCAAUUCAAAUGGGGAAGUCACAGGCAGAUUAAAUGUGG
Molecule: messenger RNA, 390 nt
Organism: Phaethon lepturus (White-tailed tropicbird)
Lineage: Eukaryota; Metazoa; Chordata; Aves; Phaethontiformes; Phaethontidae
Product: gamma-sarcoglycan-like
Exons: 3
Biological process (GO): heart contraction; cardiac muscle tissue development
Cellular component (GO): sarcoglycan complex; sarcolemma
Source: RefSeq, a predicted model, not a curated record